AUUUUAAACCCUAACUAGUGUAAAUCCAAUUAGUACCUUGUGAUCAUCUUCUGGUACUUUCUGUGAAAAUGGCAAAUCCUAGGGUGUUCUUUGACAUGACCAUCGGAGGCCAGCCAGCUGGCCGCAUCAUUAUGGAGCUCUUCGCCGACACAACGCCAAGGACCGCCGAGAACUUCCGUGCACUCUGUACCGGUGAGAAGGGAAUUGGCCCCUGCAGCAGGAAGCCCCUCCACUAUAAGGGUUCCUCCUUCCACCGUGUCAUCCCCAACUUCAUGUGCCAGGGUGGUGACUUCACCGCAGGAAACGGCACCGGCGGUGAAUCAAUCUACGACAUCAAGUUCGCUGACGAGAAUUUCGUCAAGAAGCACACCGGACCGGGUAUCCUGUCGAUGGCGAAUGCGGGUCCGAACACUAACGGAUCUCAGUUCUUCAUCUGCACCGCGAAGACAGAGUGGUUGGAUGGGAAGCACGUUGUGUUCGGGCAGGUGGUCGAGGGCAUGGAUGUGGUGAGGGAGAUCGAGAAGGUUGGGUCCAGCUCUGGCAGGACGUCGAAGCCGGUGGUCGUCGCUGAUUGCGGUCAACUGUCUUAGACGGUGUAGACCAAAGCGUUUAGUGGUGGCUCUGAUCUAAAUGUACACCUGCUUGUGUCGUCGCCUUUUAUGGAGUUGUCGUUGUUUGUUUUUAGUCUAGUUUUAGUAACAGUGUUAAGUUGAAUCGUAAAAAUAUUAUGAGAUGAGCUACUAUAGAAGAAUAAAAAUGUGGGCAGGUGGUAAUGACAACUAAGACAUUUACAUAUAUAUGCAUGGUAUAUCUUUAAUUUUUAGUUA
Molecule: messenger RNA, 827 nt
Organism: Arachis stenosperma
Lineage: Eukaryota; Viridiplantae; Streptophyta; Magnoliopsida; Fabales; Fabaceae
Product: peptidyl-prolyl cis-trans isomerase-like
Exons: 1
Coding region: 69-590 (173 amino acids)
Biological process (GO): protein folding; protein peptidyl-prolyl isomerization
Cellular component (GO): cytosol; plasma membrane
Molecular function (GO): peptidyl-prolyl cis-trans isomerase activity
Source: RefSeq, a predicted model, not a curated record